CGAAAGCAGCAGAGGACACCGAGCUCCAGGCGCAAGGGCGGGAGCCACCGCCGUCCCUAUGGCGCCCACCGCCCUCUGGGUCGCGCUGGUCGUGGAACUGCAGCUGUGGGCCACCGGGCACACCGUGCCCGCCCAGACUGCCCAGACGCCCUACACGCCAGAAGCCCAGAAGGAGUGCCGGAGCCCAGAGGAAUACUAUGACAGGGUGAUUCACAUGUGCUGUGCGAAGUGUCCACUUGGCCAGCAUGUGAAGCAUUCCUGCAACAAGACCUCAGACACUGUGUGUGCUGACUGUGAGAAGGGCACGUUCACCGAGCUCUGGAACCAUCUCUUCAGUUGCCUGAGCUGCAGGCCUUCCUGUCCCGCUGACCAGGUGGAGGUUCAUGCCUGCACUAGACAGCAGAACCGAUUGUGUGCCUGCAAAGCUGGCCAGUACUGCGCCUUGAAAACAAGUUCUGGCAGCUGUCGGCAGUGCAUGAAGAUGAGCAAGUGUGGUCCCGGCUUCGGAGCGGCCAGCACAAGGUCCAAAAAUGGAAAUGUGGUAUGCAGGGCCUGCGCCCCAGGAACCUUCUCGAACACCACGUCCUCCACUGAUAUGUGCAAGCCUCACCGCACCUGUAGCAUCCUGGCCGUUCCUGGAAAUGCAAGCAUGGAUGCAGUCUGUGCACCCCAGUUCCCAACUCCAAGCACCAUCCCAAGGACAGUCUACAAAUCUCAGCCAGAGCCCACAGGAUCACAGCCGCCAGAGCCCACAGGAUCACAGCCGCCAGAGCCCACAGGAUCACAGCCGCCAGAGCCAGAGCUGCGGUCCAGCCAAAUGCCAAACACCUCCUCUGUGGUCUCCACCCCCAAAAGCGAACAGGUCACUGUAGGUGGCAUCUCUCUUCCAAUUGGUUUGAUCGUGGGGGUGACAGCUCUGGGUCUGAUGGUGUUGGGGUUUGUGAACUGCUUCAUCCUGGUGCAGAAGAAAAAGAAGCCCUCCUGCCUUCAAAGAGAAGCCAAGGUGCCUCACCUGCCUGACGAGCAGUCCCGGGGUGCGACAGGCCUUGAGCAGCAGCACCUGUUGACCACAGCACCGAGUUCCAGCAGCAGCUCCCUCGAGAGCUCAGCCAGCACUAGAGACAGGAGGGUGCCCCUUAUGGGCCACCCCCAAGCAACGGCCACAGAGGGAGCCCAGGGGUCUCAGGAGGCCUGUGCAGGUUCCAGGAGUUCAGAUUCUUCCCAAGGCAGCCACGGGACCCAUGUCAACGUCACCUGUAUUGUGAACGUUUGUAGUGGCUCCGAGCACGGCUCGCAAUGCUCUUCCCAAGCCAGCGCCACAGUGGGGGACCCAGAUGCCAACCCCUCAGGGUCCCCAAAGGACGAGCAGGUCCCCUUCUCCCAGGAGGAGUGUCCUUCUCAGUCCCAGCGGGAGACCCCAGAGACACUGCGGAGCCACGAGAAGCCCUUGCCCCUUGGUGUGCCUGAUGUGGGCAUGAAGCCCAGCCCUCCAGGCUGGUACGACCAGCUUGCAGUCUGACCCCGGCGGGGGGAACAAGCUGCAAGGAGACCCCCAGGCCUUCUAGACCCUCCCCCCACAGGACUUCAUGACCCUCUCUGGGUCCAAUCCCCUUAGCGGCCUGGGCAGCCCUCCUUGCAGGUCAAGAGAGGGCUGGGGCAGCUAGGGCGAUGGAAAACUCCUGCUGUUCUACAAGGCAGUCCCAGCAAGUCCUCGCUCUUCUGUGACCCUCCCGGGCUCUGGCCUCAUUCUGCCUUCUGGGAGGCCCAGUAUCUUUCCCUCCUAAGCAGCCAAUGUCCUCCUCCAUAUACUUGGAGAAAGGACAGCAGCUUUUUAGCCUGGUGCUGACACCGCAGGGCGGUCCCAGCAGGAAGGCGGAAGUGCUGGCCUUGUAGGACGAAAAAGCCCUUCAGGUUAGUGCUAGACUCUUGGGAAGUCUCCAGACCCACCAAUCCUUCUGAUUCAAGGGUCAGCUUCACAGAGGCCCGACUGGCCUUGCUCUCCUGCAGGGUGCUGGGGCUAUAACUCUGUGAUACUGUGUGCUCUUAGCCCUGGGUUUGAUCCCAGGCCCACAUACAAAAAGUAAGUACAUGCAGUCAACAGCACAGCCAGCCUCCUGUGUGAGUCACCUGCUCUGCUUUGACUUUUACUCCAGUGGACAAGCAGAGAGUCGCUGCUCUUCCUCCUGGCCUUCUAAUGAGCCUUUCAGGGAAUCUCAGGGACUGUAGACCCCAGGCCCCUGCAGCCACCUGUCUCUUCCUACCUCAGCCUGAAGCACUCUCUAACUCCCCAGCGGCUUGGUACUGUACCCUCGGUGACCCUGAGUGCAUGUCCCGGCCCACCUGGAAACAGCUGAAGCCAGCUAUUUGCCAAAGGAUUCGUACCCUUUUUCUAACCAACCUGCUCCCCUAGCAUGCCCAGAUCUGGAAGGAGAGGAUUCAGGAGACUCUUUAAGAGGCAAGCUCAGUCCCAGGUGCUUGGGUUCCGUAUUCACAAAUUCCACUGGGUAUGAACUGGGUGCAGGAGCCCAAUUGUUACCAUGGAGACUUAAAAGCUCAACACUGACAUCAAGACUUGGACGGGCUACUUAGGUCUGCGGCAUCAGACUGGAGAGGCGAUGGAACACGUCUGCCCCCUGGUGGCCAGUACUGGGAUGACCUCGGUCUUCCUAAGCAACAACAGCAUGAGUUGAAAGGACUAUUUCUGGGCGUGGCCUCAGCCCCCGAACAUUUGUGCAUCCCAACAGGGUCCAUUCAGGAGCGCUACACUGUAUUCCUGGGCAGAGUUCCUGCUUAUAAAUGCUUUUGUUGUUGUUUUGCACACUGAUCCCUGGCUGUGUCUGGGGGAUGGUUUGGAAUUUUUCUGUAGUCCUCCAGGCCUACCUCUAAUGUGUGAGGAGAGAUGGGGUCAUGGUUAAUUGGGUCCAGGAGGCAUGUAGUGAAAGGCUCUGGAGCCACCCCACCCCCUACCCCACCUUUCCAGCCGCCCUUGCUGAGAACCUGGCUGUCUCCCACUUGUAGCCUGUGGAUGCCGAGGGAGCUUCCAGCCAGCUGGUCUCUAAGUCUGGCCUUUUCAUUUCGUUCUGGGAAGGAGGUGGGUUCUGCCAUUUGGGAAAACCACACCAUAGGUCUGGCAAUGGCUGUAGCACAAGCCCAUCCCUGGGGUGCUUAGACCAGCUCGGCUAUGUGAGCAGCGGCAUCGGCUGGGGAACAGUUUGCGUGCUGACCUCUUGACACAUUCCUGAGGGAUGACGGUUUUCUAGAACCUCUCUCCUUUUCUUUGUAUGUGUGUGGAUGCAUGUUUGUAUAUAUCUGUGUGCCUCUGUGUGUAUGCAUGUUUGCAUGUGUGUGUGUGUGUGUGAGGCGGCAGCGGUUGGUUUUGGGUUUUUGAUCACUCUCUAUCUAACUACGGAGGCAGGACUCUCAUCUAUACCCAGACUUGUCUCUGCCUCUAGAGGGCUGGGAUUACAGGCGGGCGGCCUUGCCUGCCUGGCAUUUACACGCAUACUAGAGGUCUGAAUUCUGAUCCUCAUGCUUGUGUACCGGGCACCUUACUCACGAGACACCUCUCCAGGUGCUCCCCCUCCCCUUUGAUGACUUAAUUUUGGAUUGGCAAGAUGGCUCAGUGGGAAAAGGCGAUUGCUGACAAGCCGGAUGGCUGGAGUUGGAUCCCCAGGGUCAUGUAGCAGAAGAAGAGAAGUGACUCCAGCAAGUUGUCCUCUGACCCCCCCCCCACAUACAUGCUUCUGCACACCUGUGCAAGUACAUCCACACACACAGUAAAUGUAAUAAAAAUUUUAAAAUACA
This is a messenger RNA of Psammomys obesus (fat sand rat), 3804 nucleotides long. It is a transcript of the gene Tnfrsf1b, whose product is annotated as TNF receptor superfamily member 1B. The record is from RefSeq and is a predicted model, not a curated record. Gene Ontology annotation, cellular component: membrane. Gene Ontology annotation, molecular function: tumor necrosis factor receptor activity; tumor necrosis factor binding. Gene Ontology annotation, biological process: positive regulation of oligodendrocyte differentiation; extrinsic apoptotic signaling pathway; regulation of T cell proliferation. The coding region runs from base 59 to 1519 and encodes 486 amino acids. Lineage: Eukaryota; Metazoa; Chordata; Mammalia; Rodentia; Muridae. The transcript has 10 exons.